This is a messenger RNA of Porites lobata, 9444 nucleotides long. NCBI's taxonomy places the organism in Eukaryota, Metazoa, Cnidaria, Anthozoa, Scleractinia, Poritidae. The record is from the annotation of a GenBank genome assembly.
UUUGAACACAGCAACUCAGCCGAAACUUCUCAAAAAAACAACUGCCGCUUCUCGUUUCUUUUAACGCGUUCUCCUUCACAUAUGUCUCGAAACGAUACAUCACUACAGCCAUUAUCUUCAAACGCAGUAUCUGCGAAAGAAUUAGCAAGGUAAGAACGCGAUCAAGCGGUCAUAGUUGGUGAUCAUUUCAAUCGCACUUUUCCUUUUCUCGUUGCAGCGUUGUGAGAAGCAUGUUAAUUAUUUACAAAACCAGCCGCAAUUGAUUUUUUUACCGCCCUGCUCGUUUUUAGAUGUUUAGGUCUUGUAAAGAAGAGACCCUCAUUCUCCACGAGCCGAUCUAAGGGUCAAGAAAAGGAGAAAAAACCAAGUAAGAAAUCCAAUUUAUUAGUACAAGUUUAAUACCUUUUUAGUUUUUUUUAGCUGUCUUCAAAUUUGAAUCUCGAAUCAAUGUAAAUUACCUGCAUCGAUAAUGCAGUAUAUAUAUAUAUAUAUACGUUGUUCCUUUGUAUUUUUAAAUACUAGAUUUUCUGCUGUCUACAAAUAGCUACAAAUACUAGAUAUUCAUCAAUGAUCAAAUUAAAGAAAAGAAUUAAUCAAUUAUUAGUAGAUCAUAAAGUGAAUAAAAGGUUGCAGAUUACUACACUAUCGUCAAAUCUUUGACAAUUGUAUAUUGUAAAAUUCUCUAUUGAUGUUAUCUUUUUCUAACAAUGACAGGCCAAUAUUUUACAUACUUGAUUGUUCUUGACUUUGAAUCAACAUGCUGGAAAGACAAGAAAAUGAACUAUGGUCCUGAGAUUAGUAAGUCAUCAAUAGUAUGAGCUGAUUGUGUAGGAACUCAGUGCUCUAUUCAAUGACCUUCCUCAGCAUGUGCUAAGUGAACAUGUUCCUCAGAGACUCUGAGGCUGUCAGAGCAAAAAUUUUGGUUUUGAAAACCACUUUUGGUAACCCAUCAAAUAGACCUUGUCACGGUUUUUGACGCCAUCUUGAUGAGUAGGCAAACACGUGAGAAAUUACGGUGUUUGUAUGAGAAUCUUAUGUCGAAUAAUUUCCGUAGAACGGCUGUUCUGAAAACAAUAUCAAUUGUAAACUAAAGCUUAAUUCUUAAGGAUUCUACUGAAAAAAUCGAGAGCGUUACAUGCGCUAGAAGACCUAGAACCACUUUUAAAUUUUCUAUACAUUUGUCUGUAAGAAAGUCCCUAGCCUGCGUAGCAAGCGUUUCCAAUCGAGUUACUGCGCGAAAGUUAGAGCAGGAGCAAAAAAAAAAAAAGGUGGAAGGGGGAGGGGGAGGGGAGAAGAGGAAACGCUUGCCCGCAAACCCCACGAUUCUGGAAAACGCCCCUUGAUAUUUCACGGUUUGGUUGAUUUGUAAAUUUACAGCUCGUCAAAAUAGAAGUAUUACCCCUGGAUUACCAGAUUUGUAAAAUUACUUUGAUCUCUAAUAGAACACGUUCCAGGCGAUUGCAAAAACUGUAAUAAAAAAGGUUUACGAUAAAAGAAGGUUAAAACUCUGUGCGAUUGGUGCGGAAUUUCUUGUUUUUUAUUAUGUGGCUUUAUCUCGUCUGAAACCUUGUCGAAACGUCAAAAAUGAUUUGUCCGGAACAAUUCACUCCGCCGGCUAUAAGGUCGAAACAUUCUCUACAAUACAUGCCGCUAAAUUUCCAAUAAACAAAAAUAAUCUUUUCAUUUCAAAAAGCUGAUAAAUCGCUUGUCCAAGGCGGCUCUAGCUAGUGUCGAGUACCGAUGUUCUGAUUUACCUCAUGUUAUCUCCAACAAACAGUCCAUUUUUUCCAGUCAGAUCUGCACGCCGUCAUUCCCAAUAAAUUGGCCUUCCCUAGUCUCCAGUACUCAAUCUCCAAUUAUUCUUUGAAGACUUUGAUCUUAUAAACCUCCACAAAACACGAUUCAAAUAAAUAUCAGUCCAAAGCAUCUGUAAUCUGCGACCACAAAUCAGAUGAAACCAGAUCUGUGAUGCACGUAAACAAAGCAUACCUGGUUUGAUUGAUGUUUCGAGUGCUAAGUAAUCAACACUACCAGAACCGCGCCAAUCAGAAGCUGCGUUCGUGGGUGAACGCAGUUUUUCAAAAUCGUGGUGUUUGCGGGCAAGCGGUUCCCUCAUUCCCCUCCCCCUCCCCUGUAAUUCCUUUUUUUUUUGCUCUCAUCCCCCGACUUUCUCGAUGAACUCGCGAGGAAACGCUUGCUACGCAGGCUAGAAAGUCCCAGGAAAAAUUACAGACAAAUAUAUGGAAAAUCUAAAGCAAGCCUGUGGAGAAAUUUUAGGACAGGUACGCCCCAAACAUUUUUAGUACAAUCCUUUGCUUUGUAGCUUUAGUUUACAAUUCAUAUUUUUUUCAGAACAGCCAUUUUUUGGAAAUUAUUUGACAUUAGAUUCUCAUACAAACACUGUUGAAAACUGUGACAAUAAUAAGGUCUAUUGACUGAUGGUCAUCUGGCCUGAAGAUACUGUGUCACUUGAAACCACAGUUAUGUUACCUGAAAGUGAAUAUAUAGUUAUGUCACCCAAAAUGUUAUCAGACGCAAUACACAGAGAAAUAAAAAUGAAUAUAGGAGUGUGUGAAGUAUAUCUAGCUCUUGAAGCCAUGAGACAUAACAAUGCAAUUUAUGUGUAUUGUAUGUCUAAUGAGCUAUGAUGAGACAAGAAGUCUGACAAGUGAGUGAUGUAUCUCGUUCUUUAAGCCUUGAUAAACAAAAAAAGCAUUUCUGGUGACUUUAUGCUAACAACUGAGUUGAUAACCUCACUGAAUAUAACACCAGAAAAAGAUUGAAAAACUGACAAUUUGAACACUAGCUCUACAUUAAUAGAGUGAGUCGGGACUGUAGGUGUGGUGCAUACACUGUUCUCUUAAUCAAAAUUAAUGAGGAAUUCCCUUUUUCUUCACUGUUGACACUUUCUGGUGCUAUAUGAUUGUUAGCUUCGACAUCUUCCAUGCAUCCCUAGGUGGUGGGGGGAGUUUUAGGAAGGUCCAAACCUUCUGACUCCCGUACCUUGCAUUAACAGCUCCUGCCCUUUUUUCUUGGCUUCCCCUUUAGUCCUGUUUUGCUUGCAAUUAUUGAGUAAUUUCUCCCACUUCCUCCCCUUUUAGAACUCUCAUGUCCACCCUUUCCUCUCCCACCUUCUGUACCCCUCCUGCCCUUUAUUGUCCCAGGACUCCCUUCUCCCUGUCCUCAGCCACUGGUUUGCUUGUUAAGCAAAGGAAGUCUUACAUGUAAGAUGAGAUAAAUAGAGGAUAUUACAUGGCCGCACGGAGAUACGAAAUUUCUCUUCAAGUGUUGAAAAAUAUUUCACGAGUGAGCGCGGUGAACGAGUGAAAUAUUUUUUCAACACAAGAAGAGAAAUUUUGUAUCUCCAAGGGGCCAUGUAAUGUUCUAUUUAUUAUAUAAACACCAAUGAAAUACAAAACCAUUUCACUUUAAUAGUUUUUUGGUGUGGAAGGCGCUAUUUAUUAUGAAGCCAUAGGAAAGGUGAUAUUUUCACAUGUGAAGAUAACAUGUUAUUUUCACAUGUGAAGCUAUUAAGUUUUCGUCCGAAAGCUCACCUGGUAUUUCAUUGGUGUUUAUAUAAAAACAAUGUGUUACUUACGAUCUUUUACCUAAUGUACCUUGUUGUUUUCCUUAGUAUUUUUGUCAUCUAUUUUGUUUUUGUUUUGAGCAGUUGAAUUUCCUGCUGUGCUUCUAAAUACUUCGACUGGGGAGAUGGAAUCAGAAUUUCACAUGUUUGUACAACCAAGUGAGCAUGCAAGACUAAGUGAGUUCUGUACUGAGCUAACAGGUAUCACUCAGGUACAGUGGCCUACAUUUGUAGUUUCCCUUUGAUCCUGUUGCACAUUCAGUCAGGAGUUACGGACCAUAGUUAUGCUUGAGUUAGCGUCCACCUCCAAAUGAAAUUAUUACCCCCUCUUCAAUUUAGCACCCCUCCUACAGUACAGACCACGGACAUUGCAGCACUUAAAUGUUUGUAAAUUGCGUACAAUGUGGUAGAUUUCCACGCCAAAAACUUGUGUGUAAUUUUUUCAUACAAUCUCUUACACGCCGCAGCCUUUCUAACCACAAAUUUUCGUGUAUUUUUAUGGUGACUGAUUUUGCUAGUUAUACAAUAAUUUAAAUACACGCAAGGUCUGUGUACAGUGUAUUUCUUUACAACAGCAAAUGGCAGGAGCCUACGUAAAAUUAAAAAUAUAAGAACCCCCCUGGAAUAAGUAAUUAAACCCAACGUAUGUCUGAGGAGCUAAGAUUAAGGGUUUUUUUUUAACUGAUUCUUUAAUUUAUGUUCGCUUCUGCAGACUCAAGUGGAUGAAGGAGUUCCAGUUGGGACAUGUCUCAUGCUGUUUGGACGCUGGUUACAGGAGAUGAGAGAGAAAAAAGGCUUCAAAUUUCCCUGUGAUCAGAUGUUAAACAAAGAUGAAAAUAAGCCCACAGAGAAUUUGACAAAAUGGUGCACAUUUGUGACAUGGUCAGGUAUUUGAUUGAAUUUUCUGCGAUCAAUCCACUCCAGUUCUAUCUCAAUUUUCUCCUCCUGAAGGGCAAUUUCAUUGUGCAUGUUAUGAAAUAACUGAUUAUUAGUUCACCAGGGGUUUCAAUAAUCACCGACGACUGACGAAACACGUCGGCUACUUUGCUUAGAGGAGUCGGCUACCUUUUUCCCCUUAAUUGGAAGCUGAAAAUAACGUAUAAAAUUAAUGAUAGAUUCUGUCAAAACUGAAAUUUAAAUUCAAUUUGUUGGACCUAGACAGGCCUUUUGCUUCAGUUUUAAAAUGUUAAAGAAAAGUUGGGACUUCCUGUGCAUUACUUCUCCAAAUCGAUCGAAAAUACAUUCUCUUUUGCACUUAAUCUAGUGCCCAGAAUGCUUGAAAUUGCAUUUUAAGGUAUUGAAAUUUCGAAAUUUUCCAGGGGUGCAUGCCCCCAUAUGUCUCUAGAAGAAGGGGAGUAAAAGCCUCUUUUUGAUACAGUCAGUCACUUUUUUAAAACCAGCUCGCUACUUCCAUUUUUUUUAUUGAAACCCCUGGUUCACUGAUGGAGAUGUAGGAAUAAAGAGAAGGGAGUCAAGUUAUUAUUAUGUCAGUAAUAAAAAUAAACUUUCUCAUCUUCAGGGAACCUUUUAUAGUUUAGUAUAAAAUAACUAGAAAAAGCAUUUGAGACAGUCAACUACAAAAUUUGAAAAAAAGCACUGGGGCGUAUUUUUCAAAGGCCUGCAUUAGGCCUAUAUUGGAUAUUUUUGACUAUUCAGUCAUUUAGAUCUCUGAUUUUGUUUCCUUUAAAAUCAAUGUAAUGUUCAAUGAUGAAGAUUGGGACUUGGGAACUUGUCUCAAGAAUGAAUGCUACAGAAAGCAGUUAAGAGUGCCACAUCCCCUAAGAAGCUGGAUUGACCUGCGAGCAACAUACAAGGUUUGUAGAGUGCAAUGGUGCCUAAGGGACAAGUUCACUGCUAGUAGUUCCUUAAGAUGGUUGUACAGGGGAGUUAAAAAAAUAUUAUAAAAUUAGCAGUGAGCAAACUAGAAAAUUGCUGCCUCCAGUCUUCUCAUGACAGCUUGUUCUGUUGACUGAUUAAAAGUGCAGAAGGGGUGAAUGUUAAGACCUCGUAAGACUUUUUUUGUCCCUAGAUUAAAUAAAAUUAAGAGUGACAAAUUAUCCUGCAAUAAAAUGCUCUAGUAGGAGUUUUGUGACUGGUUAGCCAGCUAGUGUAUGACAGCUAACAAUAUCUUGAAAAAAAAUAAUUUUAAGUAUUUAUGCAAUAAUCGCCUACAUUGCACAAUGGUACAAAUAGUCCUACUCAGUAAAUCAACAAUAUUGCCAGAUGAAAACCUGCAGUAUGUGGUCGAAAUGGCACAAUCAAGGUCAAAGUGACUAUCAUGAGACAAACGAUAAAUGAAACCCUUUAUGGCAUAAACAUGUACAUACAGUGUAUUGUACUUGUGCAUAGUACUUAACAGUAGUAAAUAACAGCAAGAUGGAGAACACUGUUCUCUUCAGUCCAUGAAUACUGAGAAAGGAGUAGCAUUAUUAACCAAAUGUCUAGCGUGUCUUAUAUUAGUCACCCUGUAAUAAUAAUUGCAAGGAAUAAUGCAUUAAUUUUGAUGCAGGACAUCUAAUCUUGAUGAGUGAUCUAUCCUAGACUGCACGAAAGAUUCUUUCUCUACUUGCAUUGAGACAAAUUUUCUUUGGUUUGCUAUGAUGUUUUAAGUUAAAAGAAAUAACGUUUUUCUCUGUAAAUGAAAUAAUUUAUUUAGUUUUGCCUUAUUGAUUCUACAGAACUUUUACAGUCGUAAGCCUCAAGGACUAGCAGGGGCUCUUCAAGACCUUGGGAUUCAAUUUGCUGGUAGAGAACAUUCAGGUACUGUUAAUUACUCUUUUAAAAAAACAGGUUUCCAUUGCUUUCUGAUUUAAUACACUUUUUCAUUUGGAUGUGAAAUAAACUACUGGAAAUGGUCUAACAAGGGAAACAAAAUAAUUAAAAUAGAAAAAUACAGUUGUCCUGCAUUUGUUGGUUUGUCCAACAAGUGGACAAUAGGGAGCAAGCCGGUGGUGCAGUGGUGGGAGCACCCACCUCCCACCAAUGUGUAGGCUCAGUCUCCAGCCUGUGGUGUCUUGAUGUGCCCACGGGGGAGACACCCAUUCAUUCAUUCAUUCAUUCUUUAUUUGCCAUAAAUGCAAAAUCUUACAACGCAAGAUGGAAAUAAUAUACGAUUAAAGAAAAAGUAAAUGGCGAGGAGACCUGAAAGAAACCACGAGGCUUAUAAUGAGUCGGGUCUCCUCAUCUUAGGAUAAACUAGUCUUGUGGCCUGGGUUCUAAUCCCAGCAUUAACACCAUAAUGUGGGUUGAGUUUGUUGUUGGUUCUCUCCCUUGCUCCAAGAGAGGUUUUUUCCUGGGCACUCCAGUUCCCCCAUCCUCAAAAACCAACAUUACCAAUUUCUAAUGCAACCAGAAACCAGGUAGACGAGGAACCACCAGAAGGAUGUACCUCUAAAUUGUUAUUCAGUUUGUUUAUUUAUUUAUUAAAGGUCUGGAUGAUGCUCGAAACACAGCUCGCUUAGCAUGGAGGAUGGUGUCUGAUGGAUGCAUCAUGCAGAUAACAAAGAGCACCGAUGGGGUGAAUAUACCUAGAACAUAGACUGAGCUAAAAAAAUAAGACAAAAAUAAUAAUUGCUCCUUUGCUAAAAAGGAAUGACAUUUUGGCUAAGUUAUUAGAAAAUUCGUUGCAUGUGUAUUAUUAUACAUGUAUUACUUGUAGUAAUUUAUUGUAAAUAAAAAAUAUAUAACAUAUAGAAGAAAUGAGGUACCAUUAUUAUACACAAUAGACAAUAACAAAAGGAAAUAAGUCCGUAUGUAACUCACCGAACUGUCAAAGGUGAUUCUCGAAGAUUUCACUGAAGUGUACAGAAUUAGUAUUAAAAACAUUUUUGCGGACAAUGCGGAGCAAGUUAGCGAUAGAAAAGAUAAACUUAAGUGGUAUCCGAGCAAAGCAGAGUUUGUUGCAUUGUUACAAUAGACUGCUCCCCCUUUAUUAAUUAAACUGACCAAAGUUUUUCAAAAAUGUAGAACUUUUUUACACUGUAAUUUAAUCUAUGGUGAACAAUAAAAUUAAUUUAUGAUGCAUAGUUGUUUAAUUGUUAUGCUAUCCUCCCCAAACUAGCUUAAAAGUGCAAAUUUCCCAAAAAUAAAAUUAAGACUAGCGUUCCCUGUUUUUUCUCUUACAAAGAUCAAAAAAGAACUGUCAGAUUUUUGUACAAAUGACCUAUUAUAUCCACUGAUCCUCGCUUCAUACGUCAUCUUGAAGGGGCUCGUCUUAAGAAAUUUGUUAUAAACGGGGAAGAAAAAUGACACUAAAGGUUGCAUAAUAAUUACAGCAGUGGCUAGCCUCCCACACAGAUGUUCUUAGGGGUUCGUCACGCGUGAAGAAGGUCUGCAUGGAGGGCCAAGCAGUGGCGAGUUAACUCUUUCUCUUCGCAUCAUUCCGCUAAUUAAAUCUCUUAGACUGCUUAUUUCUCAAACAUAAUCUUACGACUUUAUUAAUUUUGUUGUUCUAGGCAGUGGAAAAACUUUGGAACCUUGUAACUAUGAAACCUGGUCUUUCCCAAAAUAAUUUGAAAGCAAACGGUACUGGGGAAUUCCAUACCAGUAACCAGAGUGAUUUGAUGUCUGAAGAUAUGCAAGUUCUUCAUAACAAACAUCACACUAGACCGUCUAAAAACAGUACCGUUGAAACAAGUGUAAACAAAAGUUUAGACUUUGGCGAUUUUCAAGCACAGAAUCAAUGCAGAAAUGGCACAAGACAGGAGGUCACUGUGAAAAGCGAGAUAAAAGAACCCAGAUCAGUCCAGAUUCCUGGAAAUAGAUUGACAAAUCAUCACGUUAAACCGUCUAAAAGCUGUACUGAAGAGACAAAUGUAAGCGAAAUCUUAAGCUUUGGUAAGGCUCAAGAAGAGUGUCACGAUGUACAUGUACAUGGCACACGACAGAGCAUCACUGUAAAAAGGGAACUGACAGGAGCCAGAGCUGACCAGUGUCCUGAAAAUAAAAUGACAAAUCUAAGGGAAAAAAGCCUUGUUUGGGGAGCUGUGAAGAGUGGGAAUAACAGCGAAGCAAAUGGCCAAAAUAAAAGAAGAGCAUCGGUAAGUUCUGUUGGUAAAGGCAUUCCUUUUGGGAAUUGCGAUGGGGUCUGUGCCACACCCAAAAAAACUUCCAAGUCUCUUAUAACUCCUGCAACGUGCUUAUCAAGUCUGAACAAAAGAGCAAGAGGAUGUUGUGAUGGUUUGUUUAAGAGUGAAUUGCAGAGCUGCUCAACACAAGGGUUUCUUGUGAAAAGAGGUCUUGCUAAACAGACACUGAGCUACCAUCAGCAUACACCUUUGGGAAGCCAUAAUCAGCGAGUAUUUCCUGGAACGGGACAAAAGGAUUGCACUUCCUGCAACCAACCAUGCAAAGCAUCAAAUAUUGAACCUCAGAAUGUAAACACGCCCCUGUUCAGGUUACCAACAAACCAUAGCUUAAUCGAAGAGAGACAUUUGGUAGAAGGACUAAAAAAUAAUAAAUCUAUAACAGUAGCUUCGAAUAACACUGGAAUAACAGCUAUAAACAAACCAAUGGCAAAAGCAGCGACUGUUGUAACCAUUCCCAGUUCAAUAUACUUGAACAAACCAUGUACUACUCCAAUACGAAAAUUUCCUUCUUUCAACCCACCCCUUAAUGGGAACGUGAACUCCCCCGUUACUACCCCUGUGGCUUGCUUCAAUGGAGGUGGUAUUACCCCACCCCUGUGUCACUGUGGGCGUCGUACUUGGCGCAGAGCAGUCAUCAAUCCGGGACCUAAUCAGGGAAGAGCUUUCUUUACAUGCUCUUUUGGUCACGGGAGAACAACUUCUGGUGCAAAUGCUGACAAGAACAAGUCUAAAAGUGGUUGUAAAUUUUUUCGUUGGGAGGUCCGUUUAUAA